Molecule: messenger RNA, 217 nt
Organism: Rotaria sp. Silwood2
Lineage: Eukaryota; Metazoa; Rotifera; Eurotatoria; Philodinida; Philodinidae
Source: the annotation of a GenBank genome assembly
AAACAACAAACAAAAAGAUAAUGUAAUAUUGUUUUAGGCAAUUAUAGGUAUGAGUUUACUUAUUUAUCUUCAUAUAGUAUUCAAUCAAAAACCAGUGACAUGUCUUUCUCAUUUACAUGAUAAUUGGCCAAGACAAGGUGUAGUUCGUGUUGAUUUAGACUUAUCGAUGGGAUUUGUUCAGUUGGAAUAUUCGACAUUACAUUGUUCAAAUAAAUAA